Messenger RNA from Chelonoidis abingdonii (Abingdon island giant tortoise), 1800 nucleotides. RefSeq names its product solute carrier family 2 member 4 (gene SLC2A4). Gene Ontology annotation, biological process: cellular response to insulin stimulus; dehydroascorbic acid transport. NCBI's taxonomy places the organism in Eukaryota, Metazoa, Chordata, Testudines, Testudinidae. The record is from RefSeq and is a predicted model, not a curated record. Gene Ontology annotation, cellular component: perinuclear region of cytoplasm; endomembrane system; plasma membrane. Gene Ontology annotation, molecular function: D-glucose transmembrane transporter activity.
GGGGGUGGGCGUGCAAUGUUCUCAGUGUUUGCACACCCAUUGCUGCAAACUGUCCCGCAGUGGUGCCGGGUGUGCAAGGAGGUGGUGCCGGAGAUGCGGGGAGUUCACCUGCAGGGCGCGCCCCUUGUGUCUCCGCAGGAGGACGAAGUCCCGCCGGACACCAGGUCGGGGAUAACCUCAACCCUGGUACUGUCGGUCUUCACGGCCGUGCUUGGGUCCCUGCAGUGUGGGUACAACAUCGGUGUCAUAAAUGCCCCCCAAAAGAUCAUCGAGCAGAACUAUAACGCCACCUGGCUGGCGCGGCACAACGCGUCCAUCGAGCUCUCCACGCUCACCACCCUCUGGUCCCUGUCGGUCGCCAUCUUCUCCAUCGGGGGCAUGAUUUCCUCCUUCCUGGUGGGGGUCGUCUCUGAGUGGCUGGGCAGGAAGCGGGCCAUGAUUAUCAAUAACGCCCUGGCCUUCCUGGGAGGGGCCCUCAUGGGGCUGGCCAAGCUGGGCUGCUCCUAUGAGAUGAUGAUCCUCGGCCGGUUCCUGAUUGGUGCCUACUCAGGACUGGUAUCUGGCUUGGUCCCCAUGUACGUGGGUGAAAUUUCCCCCACCCAUCUGCGGGGGGCGCUGGGGACCCUGCACCAGCUGGCCCUCGUCAUCGGGAUACUCAUUGCCCAGGUGUUCGGGCUGGACUCCCUCCUCGGCAGCCCCGAGCUCUGGCCCCUGCUCCUGGGGCUGACCGUGGCCCCCUCGGCCCUGCAGCUGGUGCUGUUCCCCUUCUGCCCCGAGAGCCCCCGCUACCUCUACAUCAUCCGCAACAAGGAGUCCAAGGCCAAAGAGAGUUUGAAGCGGCUGACGGGGUGCAGCGACGUGAGCGAGGCCCUGACAGAGAUGAAGGAGGAGAAGCGGCGCAUGGACAUGGAACGCAAGGUCUCCAUCACCCAGCUCUUCCGCUGCCGGAUCUAUCGCCAGCCGCUGCUCAUCGCUGUGGUGCUCCAGCUGUCCCAGCAGCUCUCGGGCAUCAAUGCGAUAUUCUAUUACUCCACCAGUAUCUUUGAGUCAGCCGGCCUGGAGCAGCCGGUGUUCGCCACGAUCGGCGCUGGGGCCAUCAAUGCUGCCUUCACCGUUGUCUCGCUAUUCCUGGUGGAGCGGGCAGGCCGCCGGACGCUGCACCUGGUGGGGCUGGCAGGCAUGAUGGUGUGUGCCGUGGUGAUGACGGCGGCGUUGGUGUAUCUGGAUCGGGUGCCGGCGAUGAGCUACAUCAGCAUGGUGGCCAUCUUCGGCUUCGUGGCUUUCUUCGAGAUCGGGCCGGGGCCCAUCCCAUGGUUCAUCGUGGCCGAGCUGUUCAGCCAGGGGCCCCGCCCGGCGGCCAUGGCGGUGGCUGGGGGCUGCAAUUGGACCUGCAACUUCAUCAUUGGCAUGGCCUUCCAGUCCAUGGCGGAUGCCUGCGGGCCGUAUGUUUUCCUCAUCUUUGCGGCCCUCCUCCUUGGUUUCUUCCUCUUCACCUACUUCAAAGUCCCUGAGACGCGGGGCCGGACCUUCGAUCAGAUUGCUGCCGCGUUCCGACGCACCCCGUCUCUAUUAGACCACGAAGUCAAACCCUCCACCGAGCUGGACUGUCUGGGGCCAGACGACAACGCCUGACCUGGGGCAGGAGCAAUCGGCCAGAGAGAAAGAGAGAGACACACACAAGAGGAAUGUAACCGUAACCCAGCACUUUAAUGACACAGCAAGGUUUAGAGAUUUUUAGGUUAGUUGUUUUGUUUUUAGCUUUGUGGGUUUUAUUUUUAAGAUUAUAUAUAUAUAGAGAGA